Dryobates pubescens (Downy woodpecker) is the source of this 789-nucleotide messenger RNA. RefSeq names its product deoxycytidine kinase 2. Gene Ontology annotation, molecular function: deoxyguanosine kinase activity; ATP binding. The transcript has 6 exons. Lineage: Eukaryota; Metazoa; Chordata; Aves; Piciformes; Picidae. Gene Ontology annotation, biological process: nucleobase-containing compound metabolic process. Bases 1 to 789 code for a protein of 262 amino acids. Gene Ontology annotation, cellular component: cytoplasm; mitochondrion. The record is from RefSeq and is a predicted model, not a curated record.
AUGUCUACCCCUGCAAAGCGGCACUGCUGCGGCCUUGUCAGCUCCCUCGACUCUAGCUUCCAGAAACGCCUUAAGAAGAUUUCCAUCGAGGGGAACAUCGCCGCAGGAAAGUCAACAUUUGUCAGGCUACUAGAGAAACACAGUGAUGAGUGGGAGGUCAUCCCUGAGCCCAUCGCCAAGUGGUGCAACAUCCAGACCGCUGAAGAUGAGCAUGAGGAACUUUCAACAUCUCAGAAGAGUGGAGGAAAUCUACUUAAAAUGCUGUAUGAUAAACCCACGAGAUGGGCUUACACAUUCCAAACUUAUGCUUGCAUGAGCCGUGUAAGAGCACAAUUAAAACCUGUCUCAGCUAAGCUACGUGAAGCAGAACAUCCAGUGCAAUUUUUUGAGAGAUCUGUAUACAGUGACAGAUAUGUAUUUGCUUCUAACCUGUUUGAGUCUGGAAAUAUUAAUGAAACAGAGUGGGCUGUUUAUCAGGAUUGGCACACAUGGAUUCUGACCCAGUUUGAAUCAGACAUAGAACUGGAUGGCAUGAUCUACCUAAGAACCACACCUGAGAAAUGCAUGGAAAGGCUACAGCUGAGGGGUAGAGAAGAGGAGCAAGGAAUUGAACUUGAGUAUUUGGAAAACCUCCACUAUAAACACGAAGCCUGGCUUCACGAAAGGACUAUGAGAGUUGAUUUUGAGAACCUUAGAGAUAUUCCCAUUCUGGUUUUGGAUGUUAGUGAAGAUUUCAAGAAUGACAAGAUUAAACAAGAGUACCUGAUUGGGAAGGUAAGUAUUAAAUAG